UUUUAGAGCCAUAGCACGUUCAAUGAAAAAUGAUAAAAUAACCAGUGUUCAACAAAAUGACAGAAUCAGUGAUAUCCAAUUCUCAAGAAUAUCAGAGCUUCCGUAGCUCUGUACCACUGAAAACAUACAUUGUUGAUGAUGAUGAGAGUAAGGAAUGGAAACUCUAUGAUGCGGGUCCCAAACAAGUGAAGUGUCCCCUGAUCUGUUUUCCUCCAGCUAGUGGGACCGCAGAUGUCUUCUUCAAACAGCUUCUGGCCCUGUCAGCUGUAGGAUACAGGGUUAUAUCUGUUGAGUAUCCCACAUACUGGACAAUGAGAGAGUUUUGUGAUGGAUUCAAAAAGCUUUUAGACCAUUUGCAAUUGGAUAAGGUUCAUAUAUUUGGGACCUCAUUAGGGGGGUUCCUUGCUCAGAAGUUUGCCGAGUUCACACAUCGUUCUCCUAGAGUGAUUUCCCUUAUCUUGUGCAAUGCAUUCUAUGAUACUACUAUUUUCAACCAAACUAACUCAGCCCCAACGUUUUGGAUGAUGCCAGCCCUAGUUCUUAAGAAAAUGGUGAUGGGAAACUUUGACAGAGGCUUUGUGGACAGUGAUAUAUGUGAUUCCAUUGAUUUUCUUGUAGAGAGGCUUGACAGUUUGAGUCAGUCUGAAUUGGCUUCUAGACUUACCUUAAAUUGUAUGAACUGUUAUGUAGAACCUCAGAAACUCCAAGGCGUAGAUGUGACUAUUAUGGAUGUGUUUGAUGACUGUGCGUUGUCUCAUGCUGUGAGAGAGGAGAUGUACAAAUGUUACCCGGAUGCCAAACGAGCUCACCUGAAAUCAGGUGGUAACUUUCCAUAUCUAAGUAGAAGUGCAGAGGUUAAUAUAUUUAUUCAGAUUCAUCUUCAGAAGUAUGAUGAAACAAGUGAAAGUGCGAAGCUUAACACAAACACAGAAAACACAGAUACAGAGACCUUGUGUGGUUCGACUUCUCUUCCGGUUUCUUUUGUUUUCCUUGGUUGCGGGAUAUGUUCAUCCUUUUCCUUUAAUCAUGUUUGGAAAAUAGCAGUAUGCAAAGCAAUGAGCAGAUGUUGUCAGUCAGGAAGGUCAAGAAAAAUAGGUCCAGGACCAGAGAAUGAUGAUAUUGUGGAACUCAGACCAAAGAGGUAUUUAAGAAUCCAGCAUCUAAAUGCUAGACCACGAGACAAUGCACUGGAACAAGAACAAGAGUUGUAUUUAAGAAAUCAUAAUUUAUCCUACACAAAUUAUGGGAAAGUCAAGUCCAGUAUCAACCAGAAAAAGAGUGCUAGAGACAAUCCAAAAUCAGAUUCUCAGAGGGAUCACUUUGAACCAAUUCAUCCAAACAUGGCUAAAGGUCAGGAAGAAAAGGGGAUUGCAAGUAGACCUACAUCUUUUAAUGCACAUCGUUUUCCAUCUAAUUCUGGUCCAUCAAGAACUUCAAUUUCUAGGGAUUCUGUUGGUGGAGAAACAAUUAUGUCCUCUUCAAAUGUAGAAGUUUCUUUAAAUCUAAGAGGUGAUGAGGAUGCAUUUAUGUCUGAAAUUGAGGAAAAGGAUGAACAGUCUGUAGCAACCAGCCGAUCUAUGAAAAGUGCUGCAUCUGAAAUUGUGAAAACUAAUGGUGCAGGGUGUUCAAAGGUUAAUGGAACUAAGCAAGAUCCUGGAGUAGUGCUUUUCUUCAUUCAUGGAGUGGGAGGUUGCUCAGACAUAUGGAAACCUCAGAUUGACUAUUUCGCUAAAUUAGGAUAUGAAAUUGUUUGUCCAGAUAUGAUUGGACAUGGACUAAGUUGUGCUCCAGAUAACAAGAAAAGCUAUCAUUUCAGGGAAAUUUUACGAGACAUGGAGACUAUGUUUGAUGUAUAUUGUAAAAGAAGUAAUAUUAUUAUAGGUCAUUCAUAUGGUUGUGCUUUUGCAACUGUCUUAGCUAGACAGAGAGCAAAACGAGUCACCAAGCUGAUUUUGGUCAGUGGAGGAGGACCUGUUCCCCUUGCCCCUCAGCCUGGGGUUUUCUCCCUGCCAAGUUGCAUACUUGCAUGCAUCAAGCCAUGCAUAUCAUGUCUGUUUACGAGAGGUGCUUUCUAUGACAAUUCAAAAUUGUUAGUAGAAAAAAAGAAAGCUUUUGACAUUCCCACUUAUGUCCUGGACUACAUUAUGAAUGGACAAUGGUGGCUAGAUGGGGAUGACUUGUACCACAGCUGUAUUAGUAUGCCUACAUUACUUAUCUGGGGUCGAUAUGACAAGUUCGUGUCACUAGAAGAAGAGGAGGCUAUGAAUAAGGUAAUUAUCAACUGUAAACUGGAGAUUGUAGAAGAAACUGGCCACAUGGUGAUGAUGGAAGCACCAGAACAUUUCAAUGUCAUUGUGCAUCAAUUUAUAACUCAGGAAGUUAUAAAAGCAACAAAAGACAAUCAACAGAACAAGGAAUAUAGCCAUGCUACUGGUAUUUCUGACAAUCAGCCAGAAACAGGCAGGUCCACAAGAACAGCUACUCUCUGGUUUUCACCUCGACGAAAACGACUUGACAGUGCUACAAGUAACAAGUCCAUAAGUUCUGUAAAAUCCAGCAAGUCCCGAAAAUCAAUGCCACAUGGAGUGCUAACACACAGCUUACUAUGAUUGUUAAAGUUUAGAAUAUUUUGUAAGAAAGUUCAUGUACUAAGUACCCAUAAAUUUAUAACUUGAUUGGGAUUGUGAUGAAUCGUAUA
This is a messenger RNA of Saccostrea echinata, 2698 nucleotides long. RefSeq lists its product as uncharacterized. The record is from RefSeq and is a predicted model, not a curated record. Gene Ontology annotation, molecular function: catalytic activity. The transcript has 14 exons. Lineage: Eukaryota; Metazoa; Mollusca; Bivalvia; Ostreida; Ostreidae. The coding region runs from base 57 to 2609 and encodes 850 amino acids.